AUGCGUCGUGCGCCUGUAAUUCGCACUACUGAGACCCUCUCUCCCAAGGAGCUAUACGAUGUCGUAUGUGCUGCCGCGUCGCAAGACCCCGUCCCGGUGCAGCAGGCCACGACGCGCUUGAAGGAGUUGCUAGAGUUGCCUGGUGCAUUUGAUGUAUUGCACGAGAUAGCUGCGCAGAAAAUUGUCGCAUUGCAGGUGCGACAGCAGAGCAUCAUCCAGUUCAAGAACGCUGCCUUGAGCCGUUGGAGAUCUCGAAGGUAUCUGAAUGAUGCACAGAGAAUCCAUAUCAGGACACGAUGUCUCUCCCUCCUGGACGAAGCCGACGAGACAAUAGCCCAGUGUAACGAAAUUAUCAUUGCCAAGAUAGCGCGCCAUGAUUUUCCCAGUGGCUGGCCAACCCUAAUAUCACAGCUAAUGGGUGUCAUCAAUUCCAACAUGGAGUCGCGCUACGUUCGAGGAGAAGCCGGGUCUGAACUACCGCUCCGUCGCAGCCUGGAGAUUCUGAACGCCAUCCUUAAAGAAUUUACCAGUAUAAAGUUGCCAGGCGGUGUGAAAAUUACCGGCCAACUUGUAGAAGAAUUGCGCUCAGUCCUGUUGGCCCAUUACUCUUUGAUCAGCACGUCGUUCCCCUCAUCGCUUAACCCUUCCACUAUCGCGCUCCCACGUUCAGCAGAGGAUCUGCUAUUUGCACAUCUCGUCCUAAAAUGUGUGUUCCGUGAAUUCUUCCAUUAUUCCGCAACGCGCCUGCAAGCACUGUCGGAGUUGCGCAUCAACCUGGUGCUGGCUCUGCAGGCCGUGCCCGCGAACGAGGUAGCGCGGCGCUCGGCCGAGCUGCUCGCCCGGCAUGUGACCCUUUUCGGGCGCUUCUUCCAGCGCAUACAGAGGCUGUCCAGCAGCCGGUUCGUCACGCUCCCCGUGUGCGGCGACCUAGUGCUGUACUAUUGGAGCAAGGUCGUGCAGGCAGCGAAUGGCCCACAGGAGUACAUCAGAGAUUCUCCGGAUGCGGUAUUCCCGGUGCGUUUCCUGGUGCAAGCCAUGGUGCUGUUCAAGGACAGCCUGGCACAGUGGGCGCCUGUGCGGAAAGACGGGACUGAGAACGACAGAGUCCUAUCGAAGAGUUUUGUUGAGGAUGCAGUGCGACUGCUCGUCACGAGAUACAUUCCACUCAAGCCCUCCGACCUGGAAGACUGGAUGGCUGAUCCAGAGGAGUGGGUCCGCACUGAGGAGCAGGACAACGAGCAGUGGAUCUUCGAACUAAGGGCGUGCGGGGAGCGCGUCCUGGUAAGCCUAGCGAAUCAGUAUCGCCAGUACGUCACUCCUCUUCUCGAAGCAACUUUUAAGCAAGUUGUCGGACAAUACAGCAUCGACCUCGCAGGCAUUUUACAGAAGGAAGCACUCUACUGUGCCAUCGGCCGCUGCGCACCCCGCCUCAAGGAGGUCAUUCCAUUCAACGAGUGGCUCUCGCGCACGUUGCUCGCAGAAGCUCGCGAGACAAACGCGAACUACCCGAUACUGAAGCGCCGCAUCGCCUGGCUCAUCGGGAAAUGGAUAUCGGACAUGUGUUCGCCCGCAAACGACCCGAACAUCUGGACGGUCCUCGUGCACCUGCUACAGGACCGUGGACCGGGCACGGACGUCGUCGUGCGCCUGACCGCGGCGAUGGCGCUACGCGAAUGUGUCGACACGAUAGAGUUCAACGAGAACGUCUUCGCGCCGUUCUUAUCGACGGCUGUGAACGAGCUCGUGCUGCUCAUGGCAGAGAUGGACUCGGUGGACAGCAAGCGCCAGGUUGCGAACAGUCUGAACGCUGUGAUCGAGCGUGUGGGGACGCGGAUCAUCCCUCUGAUUCCCAAUGUUGCGGAACCAAUACCUCAAUUAUGGACCGCCGCGGAGGGAGAUUGGUUGAUGAAAGCGUCGCUGUUGGUCACAUCCGCGAAAGAGCAUUCGCAGUCUCUGCAUGUUCUAGUUGUCGCACUAGUCCGCGAGAGCUUCAUGCCGGGUGCUGCUGUGCAACUCGACGAAGAUGCGUUCGUCCUUUGGCAGAGUGCUCUUCGGAAUGCCACAACCAUAGAGAGUGUCAGCGGUGGGCCUGGCCUGAUCGAUCUGUUCCCUCUGGUCGUGUCCCUGCUCUCGCAGAACCUAGACUUGCUCGGGAGCAUUGGCAGCAUCAUCGAAUCGUACUAUCUUCUCAACGCGCCGCGCGUCCUGCAGCUCUACGCGGUGGAUUUAUUCCGUGCGUAUGUGACGGCGAUCGGCCAGGCACCGCCGAUAAAUAUCAAGGAUAUGAUCACCAGCCUGUCUGUGCUAUUCCAAGUCGCGCCGUCGUCGCUGUGGGGCGAGGCCUUGCACGUGUCUUCUCUGUUCGCACUCGCUAUCAAGGCGCUCAGUGAUGACAAGGAUUCGACAACCAUUUUGACAGAGUAUGUCUACUUUUUCGCCCGGAUCGCCAUGGCGGACAAGCGGGUCUUCCUCCAGCUGAUGUCUGCGACGGCGAUGGCACAGAACGUCCCGGAGCCGACACUUUGGGAGGCGCUGCUCAACCAGUGGUGGACACGGUUCGACAACAUGUCAGAGCCACGGCAUCGCAAGCUCGCCGCCAUGGGCAUUGCAGACCUCGUGUCGACGGGCCGACCGGAGGUGCUCAACCGCCUCUCGUCGGACGUCUGCAACCUCUGGAUGGACGUGUUUGGCGAGAUCCGGGAAGCGCGAGAAAUUGCUUCGAUCGAAGACAGCUCGGGGCUAACGCUGUAUUGGGACCGCCCGCUGACGACGUUCUACCCGCAGUCAGAGGGCACACCAGAGUUUGCGCGAUGCAAAGCAUUGUACGAUAACGACCCGGUGCGGACGGCCCAACUGAGGACCUACGUCGGUGCACGCAUCCAAGAGGCCGAGAUGGCUUGUGGCGGAGGUGCCACCUUCCAGAGCUUGUACCUUGAGAAGGCAGAUCCACUGUUGCUGAAGCAGAUCCAAGCAGAGCUAGGGAAGCGGCCAUAG
Molecule: messenger RNA, 2994 nt
Organism: Sparassis crispa
Lineage: Eukaryota; Fungi; Basidiomycota; Agaricomycetes; Polyporales; Sparassidaceae
Product: ARM repeat-containing protein
Exons: 21
Coding region: 1-2994 (997 amino acids)
Biological process (GO): protein import into nucleus
Cellular component (GO): cytosol; nuclear envelope
Molecular function (GO): small GTPase binding
Source: RefSeq, a predicted model, not a curated record